CAGCCUACAGAAGAGCAGGCUGAGAGGGGACUUGGUAGCAGCUUACCGCUACAUCGGGGAGUACAUCAAGGGCUCGGUGAACAGCUGUUCACCAGGACACCACCAGGGAAGACCAGGAGCAACGGGUACAAACUCCUGGAAGCCACGUCAGGUGCAAGUCCAGGGAAAACUCCUCCAGAGUCAGGGUGACCAGACUGUGGAAUGAAAUCCCUCCAGGGGUGGUGCAGUCACCUACCCUGGACAUCUUCAACAGGAGACUGGACAGUCACCUCGCUGGGGUCACUUGACCCCACUUGUCUUCUCCUGCCUAGUGCGGGGGGCUGGACCCGACGAUCUACCAGGUCCCUUGCAGCCCCUGACAGUCUCUGAACCAGUGUAUGAAUCUAUGAAAACCUGCCCCCAGCCCCGAGAGACACCUCCGUAACAGCAGAGUCAGGAGCACGCGCGCUCCGCACACAGCCGGGCCCCUCGGAGAUACCCCAUGUGCUGGGCACAGCACGCGGGCCCAGACACAAUGCUCUCGGGGGUUGGUGGGCCGGGGCGCGCCAGCCUGCCCGAGCUGGGCUCUAGCAGAGACAAGGGCGUGCCCUAGCCAGGGCUGGGGCAGGCCGGCUCCGGCGCUGCCAAGCCCAGGGGCCGCCGGCGCCAGCGGCGCUCUGGAAACGGGCUCCCACGCUCACUUCUGCUCAGCAUUUUCCUUUUCGUCUAAACCCGGCGCUGCUGUGCCACCCGCUUCCCCCCUCCGUGGCGCGUCGCCUUCCUCCUUCCUCGCCUCUGGCUCUUACACCAUGGGUUAUUUGGAAAGUGCCAGCUGGGGGCACGAACGGGAGGGUCCCCCUCCCUGAGCAAUCCUGCUAAGCCGCGGCACCGUCCCCCCAGCUCUUGGCAAGGGCCUCGGCCCCUGAACCCGGGCAGGAGGAAGCCCUGCGGACCUGGGAGCGGGACCAGGACCACUGUGCUGGGUGCCCCCGGCCUGGCCACCCCAUUCCUUGUAAAAGUGCUGCUGAGCGCCCCUGCUCGUCCCACAUUGCUGCCCCUUUGCAGGUCUCGCUCGUGGGCAGGGGCAGGGCUCAGGGAUGCGCCCCUUGGUGCGGAGACGGCAGAGCCGGAACUGGCAGCACCCCUGCACGCGACCGGCUCCAGCUGGAGGAAGCGCCCAACUGACAAGCGAGCAUCGCGGUGUGUGGGCGGGAAGCAGAGCUCGGCUCUGUGACGGCUCUCAGCAACCGCCCCGUGACAUCAGCCAGCUCGGCCUCCGGGGAAAAACAAGGGUGUCACAGCUUCCCCACAGCACAGCGCACUGCCCUCCAGGCUCCGGCGGGCAGGACACGCAGGAUGGCACGGGGCUGCGCGGCCCUGACACUGGCCCUGCUGCUGCCCCUCUGCCCGUGGGCCCACGGUAUGGGUCUGGGAACUGGAUGCCUGCCCCGAAGUGUCGUGUGAUCUCUGAGUUCUCCUGUGACCUCACCAACGAGACCUUGGAGCCCACCAAGCGCUACUACGCCCAGGUCAGGGCCGUCUCUGGAAACCGCACCUCGGCAUGGACCCGGACGAAUGCUUUCUCCCCAAGAGAAGCGACUCUGCGCCUCGCCGGGGUUCAUCUGUCAGUGACGGGCAACACCAUCCACGUGAGCGUGCAGCUGCCCCUGCGUGUGGGCAAUGUGACCGUCUCGUACACGGAGUUGUACAAACACAGCAGACAGUACCUUGUGCUCGUCAACAGGACCUCAGACCACGAGCAGGUCCAGUACGUGUGCACCACCGAGACGAUCGUCAUCUCCGACCUCUCCUGGGGCGAGCAGUACUGUGUGCGCUUGCAGCCGCGCAUCAUCUCCAGGCCGAACCCCGGGAUAUGGACUGAAGAGAAGUGCAUCUCCAUCCCCGUCAAGGAUGAGAAAAUGGAGCUGAUCUCCACCAUCGUGGGCAUCGCCCUGUUCAUCUUCGUGGCCCUGGUCCUUCUGGGGACGCUCUUCAUCUGCAUGUACAUAAGGAGGCCCAUGGGGACGCCGGCCGUGUUGAAAUCCCUCAUCAAGCAGAGCACCCUGUGGGCAGAGCAGGAGCACUUCUCUGGCGGGGGCAUGGACAUCAGCACUGUCCGGUCCCUGUCCAUGUGCCCCAAGGACACCGCGCAGCGUGCCCGCCUCGACAGCAGCUCCGAGAUGGCACUGCCAGUGCUAGACGAGGACUGCAUGGUGCACGGAGACCAAGAGUGCCUGCUGCAGUGUAGCGCCCUGCCCGCGGGUGACAGCAGCUGCAGCAGCACCGACAGCGGCAUCUGCUUGCAAAUCUCCUCAUCCGACCUGAGCCAGCCGCCCGGCUCGGAGAGCCAGGGCUACCAGAGGCAGCUGCCACAGGGCGAUGACAGUGGCAUAAGCCUGGCAAAGUGCCCCCCCAGCCAGAAGGACUACAAGCUGGUGGAGGAAGGGGCCGUGCCAUGCCCCGGGACACAGGGCCUUGCCCCCGCUGCCAGCACAGAGGAGGGGGAGCACGUGCCGUUCCGGGGGUACCUGCAGCAGUCCAAGGGCCAGGUGGAGGGGCGGCUGAUCCUGGACAGUGCCGCGCCUGCCUGGAGCGCUGGCAAGGUGGAUGGGACCCCAGACGUGGGCUCUGAGCCCGUCGCUGCCAAGGGCUAUUUGAAACAGGCCUCGCCGGAGCUUCCCCGCAGCAGCUCCAGCGUGGCCAUUGCCCUUGGGGACCAGGCCCUUGCUCAGCAGCUGGCACCUCUGGGCUUUCUGGACAGGUUUGACUCCAGAGCCUGGGACCUGCCCGGCUCCGGGGUACUGGCACCCUCCCCAGAGAUGAAGCUCUUCCCAGACCUGCUGAAGGCACCAUUUCAACUGGGCAUCUUUGACACUGGGCAGCUGGGGGCCCUGCCCCUCAUCUCCCGCCUGAACUCCAGUGAGUGGCUGAGCCUGGACAUCGAGCCGCUGAGCGUGCUGGACGCGGGGUGCAAGGACAGCCGCCUCUGAGCCCGACCAGCCGGAGCCCCACACCCGGGCAGAGGGGCUGCGGGCUCUCGGUCCGACUCCUCCUCACUACUUCGCCCUGCCCUGCCCGCUGGGCCAGCUGCUGCCAUCGACUAUGGCCGACACCUGAAUGUUUACAAGUGGUCCUGAUCGACGUGGCGGGACUGCAGCAGGUCCAGUUGGCAGCCUCAUUCAUGCACGGGCUGCCAACCGCAGGACCCUCAGAGCUGAGAUACCCAAAGGCAGCCUCCCGGGCCCCUCGCAGGCGUGCAGAGAACAUCACUACACCCAGGGAAGCGUGUGUGUGGACACAGGGCCCCUGCCAGGCCAUCGGCCCAGAGGACAGGCCCCUGCUCCCUGCCCCUCGCUGCCCUGGGGCUGGCUGGAGCUGCAGGGGCCAGGGCUGAGUCCUACUUGGGAAGCACCGCACCCGACAGUGCUCCGGGGGGGAGGUUGCAUCUGGGGGCUGUCCCAUGGCCACGCACCCAGGUCCAUGCCUGGGUCACAUUGCGAACGCCCUGUCCCCGGCCUGCCCCUGCGCAUGCACAGGCAUUAGGGCCCGUGACAUGGUGCCCCGAGUGCCGGACUCCCGAGGGGUUGCGUUUGCAGAAGGAAGUUCCUCCGCCAUCCCUGGGACUCCAGUGCAGAGACAUGGAAAGCCCCUGGGAGGGCCUGGCUCUCAAGAGCUCCGUGCUCCCAGUAUGGAAAGCGGAUGUGCCCUCCCCACCCGCCUUGGCCCCAACAGCCCUGCAUCAUGAGCAUGAUCUCUGUACAGCUGCUUUCCAGCAGCGGGGGGAUGGUGGUCACGGAGCAGCUGCGCUGCCUCAAACCGAAACAAGCCCACGUACAAGACUGAAGCAGUUAGAUUGCUGCUCUCGCCCCAUGACCUGACGUAGCGAGAGUCCAGGGAGUGUGGUGUGGAGAGCAGGGCGCAGCCCUGGGCCUCAGCCCCACCGCUCUGCUUCAGUGACAAGAGCUGAGCGUAGAAGAGGGGGGGUCUGGCAGCAGUGCUUGCCGAGGGGGGCUAGCCCCGGCCACCCAGGAGCUCAGGCACCAGAAACGAAGCACUGAGCCCAGAACCACACCAGCCCAAACGCUGCCCCAGCUCCCACUGGGAAUGUCACUGCCAGGGGCCUGCCGGAGGUGAGCGGAGCAGCUCGGGCACAGCACCCGCCAGGCCUUGUGCCCCGCGUGUCCUCUCCCUGCUCCAGCACGGGCUGUGACGCCUGCAAAGGGCCAUGCAGCUGUCGCAUGUUGCUAUGGGGGUGGCACAUCCAGGAGAGCUGCGUGCUGUUGCCUGUGUGAAACGUGUUGCCUGGUUUGUACAGAGAACUGUUAUUUAUUGUAUUUAAUUCAUAAAUCUAUAAAGGUUA
Alligator mississippiensis (American alligator) is the source of this 4339-nucleotide messenger RNA. RefSeq names its product interleukin 10 receptor subunit alpha (gene IL10RA). Gene Ontology annotation, molecular function: protein binding. Lineage: Eukaryota; Metazoa; Chordata; Crocodylia; Alligatoridae. The transcript has 6 exons. Bases 1077 to 2969 code for a protein of 630 amino acids. The record is from RefSeq and is a predicted model, not a curated record.